AUGUCAUUGAAAUUGUAUAUCGAUUGGUUGUCUCAACCUUCAAGAUUUGUUGCUAUCGUGUUAAAUAUACUCAAGGUUCCUCAUGAAGUAGUUGAGAUCAGAAUCGCAGAAGGAAAAUAACGCACUCCAGAAUAUGCUAAAAUAAAUCCAUAUAGAAAGGUUCCUGCUAUUGUUGAUAAAGAUGGAUUUCAACUUGCUGAGAGUCAUGCCAUCGUCAAAUAUAUUAUCAAAUCGAGAAAUAUUAAGACUCCUUUGUAUCCUGAUGAUCCUCAGCAAUCAGCCAAGAUUGAUGAAUACUUGGAUUAUCAUCACACAGGAACAAGAAAAUUAUCCUAAUACUUUUUCAAUUUGAUGGUGGCUCCAAAAUUAGGAAUAGAAACAACUGUUAAUUUGGAGUAGGCUAAAAAGGAAGCCAUAUUUGCUUUGAAACUCUUAGAUACAAAAUUUUCAACUCAGGAUUACAUCUGCGGUAAAGAAAUCACACUUGCCGACUUAAGUGCUUAUUGUGAAAUCAUGUAAUUGCACAUGGUUAAUUGGGAUUUUUCCAAAUAUCCUAACAUUUUGAAUUGGAUGUCAAGAGUCACAUAAAUUAAAGAAGUGAAUGCUGGACAUGAAGUCCUACUUAAAAUAGUCUAGAAAAUAAGAAGCAAACCUAAGUUAUGA
Paramecium tetraurelia is the source of this 663-nucleotide messenger RNA. RefSeq lists its product as uncharacterized. Lineage: Eukaryota; Ciliophora; Oligohymenophorea; Peniculida; Parameciidae. Gene Ontology annotation, molecular function: glutathione transferase activity. Gene Ontology annotation, biological process: glutathione metabolic process. Gene Ontology annotation, cellular component: cytoplasm. The transcript has 3 exons. The record is from RefSeq and is a predicted model, not a curated record.